UUACAGCUAUAUAUACAGUUACACAAUUUUACAGUUAUUGUUUUAUAGAAGAUUGAUUUUAUAGUCCCCAUCCUAAUAUUUUCAAUUUUGUGGACAAACUAUUACAAAUACAGUCUGAGACACAUAUUAAACUACGAAGUACAAUACAAAAAAAGAAAAUCACGAUCGUUCAAAAUUACGAUUUAUUUGAAGACCAAAUCAAUGGUUGAAUAUCAUGACUGAACAGCUCAAUGAAUCGCCUGAAAAGAUUCAGAGCGAGGGACGACAGCCCAAAAUCGUUGUAGACCCGAGACUUCAGAGCUCCCAUGGAUCGGACGAUUUGGAAAACGAUUAUCAGUUUUUUCGAACGUUGGUCAAAAACAACAUAUUUCAAUUGACUAACGUCUCGGACCAACGAGCGAUUUCGACUUGGUUGUGCAGAUGCGACGAGGAACGUGACAAGUCGUUAAAAUGCGGGAUCAUCAAACUGAUGCUGGUGUCGCUUCAGCACCCCAGCGGUAACAUGAAAUUAUUCAGACACUCGGCCCCGAAAAACCUACCAUAUCUGAUAAACACCCCGAAUUACCUCAGAGAAUUGGUCGACGACAUGUUGACAAACUUCGACUCCGACUCGGACGGCGACGACGAAGCAGACUGUGGGUCACCGUUAGGUUCCCGCUCCCGUCGCCCUCGCCGCCGAACAGUGUGCACGAACACCGCAGCCGUGUCGCCGGACAUGACCAGCAUCGCCACAGCGUUCACCGACAACCGUGGCGUGCAAGCGUUCUACGCCAGGUCCGACCACGCGGUGAACACGUGGCGUCUGCCCGACAGCGUCCGGUUUCCGGUGCACAGCCGUUCGGCGUCCCGAUGGGAGAAGGCGCUGACGACCGACUGCCCGCUGACUGCCCGGACGGCCGAUUCCACUAGAACUGCGCAGAAAAACGCCAAAAAAGAAUGGGAUUUGCCUGUCUUCUUACCAGAUGAAGGUAAACCGUGGCAAACACCGAAAUGGAAUACCAGCGAAGCCGAUCUGACUCCGAUGGAACAAAAAUGUCGUGGUUUAAUGUCGGAGCAAAUGUCACCCGAGGGCAACGCAUUUCGGUGGUACGAGCACAGCCGGUUGGACGGCAGCUUGAGACCUAUGCCUGAAUUUUGUACCGAUAAGGACGUAUGUGGUCAAGGGAAAAACCAACCAGAAUUGGACGAACGAGCCAUUAACGUGACGAACAAAAUAUAUCCAGAACGUGUUCAAAUCGUCGUCGAUCCACGUCUUAUCGCUGAGGUGGUCGGUACUACAGACCCACCUGACCGACGACAAUCGUGACGACUAGGAUGAUACCGCAAAGACGUAUACAAAAAAAAAAAACAGAUAGUCGGCACCGGGAUUCUAGGCAGCUUAUAAUCUAUGCUUCAUUCGACAGUAGUUAUUCUUCCUUAUAUACCCAAGUGUUAUAAUACCAAAACGACGUAAGACACUCAUUGCUAACAUUAUCCA
Metopolophium dirhodum (rose-grain aphid) is the source of this 1477-nucleotide messenger RNA. RefSeq lists its product as uncharacterized. The record is from RefSeq and is a predicted model, not a curated record. The coding region runs from base 215 to 1306 and encodes 363 amino acids. The transcript has 7 exons. Lineage: Eukaryota; Metazoa; Arthropoda; Insecta; Hemiptera; Aphididae.